Messenger RNA from Brassicogethes aeneus, 1692 nucleotides. The record is from the annotation of a GenBank genome assembly. Lineage: Eukaryota; Metazoa; Arthropoda; Insecta; Coleoptera; Nitidulidae.
CUGCAUUGUGAAGUUGUUUGGGUGCGUUGUUUACGGAAUUCCAAUAAAAAAUAAAAACUUCGCCUUCCAACUGAGAAAAUACUAUGGCCCAACGUUUUCCGGGCGCAGGGCCGCCACCGGGACCUGGGGGGCCUCCCCCUCAAAGGUACCCGCAGCCCCAGAACCCCGCUAUGAGGCCCUAUGCUCCGCAAAAUUUCCCGCCUAGACCUCAGUAUAAUGCACCACCCCCAAAUAUGCAAUCUAGUGGAGGAACAAUGAUCCAAAGACCUCCUCAAGCUCCUUACUCUCCAAUGAGGGCAGGACCUAUGCCACCACAACCUGGUGUAAAAAGGCCUGCUGAUAACAGAGGGCCAAUGCAGGGACCAAAAGCUGAAUACGGCCAUACCAGUAAAAAAAAGAAGAAGCUGGCUGACAAGAUUUUACCCCAGAAAGUCAGGGAUUUGGUGCCUGAAAGCCAAGCUUACAUGGAUUUGUUGGCUUUUGAGAGAAAAUUGGAUGCUACAAUCAUGAGGAAAAGAUUGGACAUACAGGAAGCCUUAAAACGUCCAAUGAAGCAAAAAAGGAAAUUAAGAAUUUUUAUUUCGAACACUUUUUAUCCAGCUAAAGAAGCAUGCGCUGAUGGUCCUGAAGGACCAGGCCAAGAAGGAUCUGUUGCAUCAUGGGAGCUAAGAGUUGAGGGCAGACUAUUAGACGACAAUAAAAACGACCCGAACAAAGUGAAACGCAAAUUUUCGUCCUUCUUUAAAUCUCUCGUCAUAGAGUUGGACAAGGAGCUGUACGGCCCCGACAACCAUUUGGUCGAGUGGCACCGCACUUUGACCACUCAGGAAACCGACGGUUUCCAGGUGAAAAGACCCGGGGACAAAAACGUGCGUUGCACCAUUCUUUUGCUGCUCGACUAUCAGCCGUUGCAGUUCAAGUUGGACCCGAGAUUGGCCCGGCUUCUGGGCGUGCACACCCAAACCAGACCCGUCAUCAUUUCCGCCUUGUGGCAGUACAUCAAGACGCACCGAUUGCAGGACGCGCACGAAAGAGAGUACAUCGUGUGCGACAAGUACUUGGAGCAGAUUUUCAACUGCUCGCGCAUGAAAUUCGCCGAGAUUCCGUCGCGCUUGAACCCGCUCCUGCACCCGCCGGAUCCGAUCGUCAUCAACCACGUGAUUUCGGUCGAAGGCGGCGCCGAGAGCAAGCAGACCGCCUGCUACGACAUCGACGUCGAGGUCGACGACACGCUCAAAACGCAGAUGAACAACUUCUUGCUGAGCACCGCGAGUCAGCAGGAGAUUCAAGGGUUGGAUUCGAAGAUUCACGAGACUGUCGACACCAUAAAUCAGCUCAAAACCAACAGGGAGUUCUUCCUUAGUUUUGCCAAGGAUCCUCAGCAGUUCAUACACAAGUGGAUCGUCUCGCAGACCAGGGAUCUUAAGACCAUGACAGACGUUGUUGGUAACCCUGAAGAGGAGCGCAGAGCAGACUUCUUCUAUCAACCUUGGGCCCAAGAAGCAGUUUGUCGUUACUUCUACACCAAGGUGCAGCAAAAACGCGCUGAACUCGAACAGGCUCUCGGUUUUAGAAACAAUUAAUUAAUAUUGAUCACUGUUAAUUAAGCUGUAACUUUGUUUUUGUCUUUGAUUGUAUACAUUAUGGAAUUGUAAGUUUUUAAGUUGGUUAAUACAGUGAUUUAAGAUCAAC